Myxocyprinus asiaticus (Chinese sucker) is the source of this 2925-nucleotide messenger RNA. RefSeq names its product TBCC domain containing 1 (gene tbccd1). Gene Ontology annotation, biological process: maintenance of Golgi location; maintenance of centrosome location. Gene Ontology annotation, cellular component: spindle pole centrosome. The coding region runs from base 382 to 2154 and encodes 590 amino acids. NCBI's taxonomy places the organism in Eukaryota, Metazoa, Chordata, Actinopteri, Cypriniformes, Catostomidae. The record is from RefSeq and is a predicted model, not a curated record. The transcript is spliced from 7 exons.
CAUGGCAACCGCUCACGAACAGUUGUGCAGUUUUCUCGUUGGUGUUUUAUUAGAGAUCAUAUUGAUGCAGAGACGUCACAAGUGCUGUAGGCUUUAACGACUUUAUUGUUCGAAGGUUUUUGGUGAUUCUCUGGUCUUCCAACAUAAGUGGACUUUAUGAAUAGGUGAAAAUAAUGAUGAAGUUCUGAGUGAUACAGAAGCGCGCGUUCACGAAGCGUGUUCGUUUGCCGUCGUGUCGCGCGCGUCUGUCUAGACAGCGUCUCAAAACAUUAGCAGUUUAAAGAUUUAUUUUAUUGAAGUGUAUACAUUUUUAACACAUGAAUCAAAGGUGACCACCUGUUGCAGCCGCAGGAAUUUCAGUGUUCUGAAUCAUCCGUAGAAAUGGACAAAUACACAGCAUGGAUAUGGCCACGUCUGGAGCCCUUUCUGAUUGGGGUGCUUCCAGCUGCACCCCCAAGCAAAUUCAGCAUGCAUUAUCUGCGCAAGAUGGCCUGUUACGUCCGGACCAGGGAUGGCUGCUUCCCCAGGCUUGGCUGGCACAUGUGGCGACACAUCGCCUGUGGCAAACUGCAGCUGGCAGAGGAGCUCGCCUGGCUGUAUUUUGAAACUUUUGAUCUUUUGAUGCCUCAUUCUGCAGAGGAGAGAUUGGAAUGUGCAGAGGCUCUGUCUCAAUGCCAGACUCUUAGGGAACUUGACAGGCAGCGUGGUAAGCUGUCAGUAGACACUCUGCAGUUCCUGCUGUUCCUGUAUCUGCAGCAACUGAACCGAAUCUCUCUUCGCACCUCACUGAUUGGAGAAGAGUGGCCAAGUCCCCGGUCACGAUCUCCCUCUUCCUCCUCUGAGAGAGAAACCAAAAUAAGCUCCCAAAAUAAGAACUGGGACGACCAGGCUCAUCUUACUUUCAUUCAGACGCACCUGGCUGAGCUUCUGGAGUUACUAGUGGAGCCAGGGCAGCUGAGCAGUUCAGGACAGAUACUGCGUGACAGCCAGCUCACUCCAGAGGCCGUGAAGUGUCUCAGCCUGCUGCUGGAAGGAUCCGUGAGCCAUGGCCGCACCGUACACCCCAUCCACAAGCUCCUCAGCCGUGCACCACUGCAGACACAGGCUGGAUUCUCCAAACUCAGCCACACCUACUCUCUGCAGCAGUUUCAGGAGUUUCUGCGGCAGGCCCUCUGCCUCAACCCAUUUGGCAUCUCUACCUGUCCACAGUCAGGAAAGAAACUGGCUUGGGCCCUUCAAGUAGAGGGCACCUUGAAGAGAGCCAAAAUAAUCAGAAACACCCACAUGGCUCCUCCAGGAAGUCGACUGGUGCUUAUGUUGCAGGUUUGCAAACAGACGUUGGCCAAGGACUGUGAAAAGCUGAAUGAUGCCAACGUCAAACUGCAACGAUGCAGUGAGGCUUUCAUCUACCUUCUCUCCCCUUUGCGGUCUGUGACCUUAGAUAAGUGCAGGAACAGUACAGUGGUGCUCGGCCCGGUGGGGACCAGUAUCCACAUUCAGAGCUGUGAGAAUGUUCGUGUGGUGUGUGUCACCAGACAUCUGACCGUGGCCGCCUCCUUUAACUGCACAAUCCAUGCCCUCACCCCCACUCGACCCCUUCUCCUUCCUGGCAACGUGUCUGUCACACUGGGGCCCUUCCAUACACAUUACCCCAUGCUAGAGGACCACAUGGCUAGAGUAGGUCUAGCAGUUGUUCCCAAUUUAUGGGACCAGCCGCUACUGUUCGGGGCAGAGGGUUCCGCUCCAGACACUGGCUGCUACCGCAUCCAGCCCCCUUCUGAGUUUUAUCCACUGGUGAUACCUUUCCAAAUGGAGGGAGAUAACUGUGAGAUUCCUUGGGGCCUGCCGGCAGAUUAUCAGAAGGCCAUAGAGAGCCGAGAGAAGGUGGUACAGGAAUGGCAGAAGACCGUGAAGGAUGCGCACUUGAACAAGGUUCAGAGACGGCAGUUUCAGGAAUUAGUGGAGCAGAAGUUUCAUGAGUGGUUGCUGGAGACGGGACAAAGACAAGAGCUAGACAGCCUCCUCCCUCCUAAUCUCACCCCUCCCACCUCUGUGGACCUUUGGCCAUCCAGCCACACCUCCAACUCUGGACUGCACCCACUGAAAGAUCAACCCCAUGAACAGCCAAUGGGACGGGUACCAUCUGUUUGCUAAUAGAACUGAUAAAGCAAUCAAAAGUGUUAGUCAGGUUUAGCUUCUGUUGCCCUAUUUUUCUUCAAAACGGAUUAACACACAUUAGUGUUGUCAGGGUAUAAAGACUGUCAAAAUCUUUGUUGCAAAGCACUCAGUCUGUGACUGUAUAGACAAAAUGCUGUAUGAUCGGGUUUUGAAAGGGACUUCUAUUUGUACUUUAGAGAAAUCCAUGCUGGACUUGUAGUUUGUAGAGUUGCUGUUUUGUAUAUUUUUGCCCCAAGUUGCAUUGUUACUUUCCGUUAGAAGACACCAAUAAUUUCAGAGGUUUACAUGUGAACCAUAAGCAUUAUUUAAUUAAACUAGGUAAGGGAUCCAUUAUUCCCCUCAUUUGAAUUUAGAGGGAACAGGGAUGAGAUAUGUUCAUGGACUGUAAUUCUUGACAGAUGUGUUGUGCGCAGUUGUACUUGGUACAUGAUUUACACACAUGCUGACAGAAGAGUUUGCAGCUAUUGUUUCUUGAAAUCUGAAGGUCAGUAUGAAUGUGAUUGUUUAUGUUUCUUGUUUACUGUCUGUUUUGUUCACAAUGCCUUACACUGUAAUUGCACUAUUGCUUUAUCCUCACAAUAUAGAUGCCAACAAUGCUGUCACUUAAAAUGUCUCUUGAAAAUAAACAUGUCUAAGGUGAAUAUUUUAAAAGUUUGAACUGACAACAUUUUAUAGAAAUGUGUAUAUUCUAUAGAAUCAUUGUUAUAGAUGGCUUGACUUAAAUAUAACAAUAAACAAUCAAUUUUA